Lachancea fermentati is the source of this 1158-nucleotide messenger RNA. The record is from the annotation of a GenBank genome assembly. Lineage: Eukaryota; Fungi; Ascomycota; Saccharomycetes; Saccharomycetales; Saccharomycetaceae.
AUGUCCUCCGGUGAACAGCAAUAUAAGUUUAAAUGGUUUAGUUCAGCGAUAUUGAUAUCUCUAUUUGCAGUCAUUUUGCAUUACAAAAUAUUUCGAGAGGUUCCUUCACCCUUCAUCUCACAAAACAAGACUACUAAAGAUAAUAUGAGUAACAAGAUACUAAGCAGUGCUUCCUCCGUCAUUGAUAUGAAGAAAUUGCCUGUUUAUUUCUUUUCCCAUGGCGGGCCUACUUUCAUGUACCCGGAAGAUGGUUUCGGAGGGAACCCUGAGGCAUAUCAUGUGGUUUCGAAGACCGGUAAAUUCAUCAAAGAAGUGAUAAAACCCAAAUUUAUUAUUGCAGUUUCUGCGCAUUGGCAAUCGUCUGGACCCAAUCUUAUCGAAGUCGCCGUUCCAGCCGGUGUGAGUGGUGUUUCUAAAGGUCUUUCAGAUGCAUUUCCCUCUGGACCCUCCAAAAAAAAUAGUCCAUUACUGGAUCCAAUGGAAAAUGACCUUAUUUACGACUUUUAUGGAUUUCCGGAUCAUAUGUACAAGGAAACUUUCCACAGCAAGUGUGAUGCGGAUUUAGCUCGCGACAUCGUGAGCGAAAUUAACAAUUCCGAUGGAACCUUGAAAGCGAAACUCUCGAAACGAGGAAUUGACCAUGGCGCUUGGGUGCCAUUCAAGGUAGCAUUUUCCUCUAAUAAGCCUGCUAAUGAGACAUGGGAUGUAGAUGUGCCCUUGGUUCAGGUUUCGAUGACAUCAAGCGAUGAUUUUGAUACACAUUACGAGUUGGGUAAGAUUUUGUCAAAGUAUAGAGAAAAUGGUGGUCAAAUCAUUGUUUCUGGUAUGAGUGUGCAUAAUUUACGCGAUUUUGGAAGAGCGGCAUCUCUUGGUCGUCCAAUGCCUUACGUUAAACAAUUCAACAAUCUGCUCACCGAUAUAUUCUCAAAACCUGGAGGAAAAUUGUCCUAUUUCAAAGAUAUAUUAAAAAAUUCUGAUACCCAUGAGCUUUUAUACUCUGCUCAUCCGACUUUGGAUCACUUUAUGCCAUUGAUUGUCGGCCUUGGUGCUGGGGAAGGUAUAAAAGGAGAUGAUCAAUAUACCGUGAAGCAGAUUUACACGGGUGAGACAUUAUCAUUGGGAUGGGGAUUAUAUCAGUUUGGAAACUACGAAGCUUGA